Molecule: messenger RNA, 2763 nt
Organism: Anthonomus grandis grandis
Lineage: Eukaryota; Metazoa; Arthropoda; Insecta; Coleoptera; Curculionidae
Gene: Dnaaf5
Product: dynein axonemal assembly factor 5
Exons: 8
Coding region: 141-2684 (847 amino acids)
Biological process (GO): outer dynein arm assembly; cilium movement; inner dynein arm assembly
Cellular component (GO): cytoplasm
Molecular function (GO): dynein intermediate chain binding
Source: RefSeq, a predicted model, not a curated record
UGUUAGUGGGUGUUUUUAUUUAUUUUCUACCUAACCUAGUUUUCAACCUCAAAUAAUAACAGUAAGAAGUUAAUUUGUCUGAAUAUUUUUAUCGAAUUACUCAUCAACUGGUCAGCCCUAAGACUUUAAAGAGCCGAAAUAUGGUUCAAGAGAUUGACGAGAACGAUUCGCAGGCUAAAAUUACGAGAGCCAAAAAGAUAUGUGAGGGAUUUCAAAGUCAGAGCCUUCAAACACGUAAACAAACUUACAUCGAUUUUCAACAGUUUAUAAAACCAGAAAAUAUCGAAUUGUCUGACCAAGAGUUAAGGGUCAUAUUCAGUGAAACUCACAUUUACUUUUUACAUGGUCUGAGGGACAAGUCUGAAGCGAUCCGAGAACAAGCAAUUAAAUUUGUCACCUACCUUAUUGAUGAGAGGCUUCCCUUACAUGACUUUUACUUAACAUACAUAUUUCCUAUUAUAGUUGAAAGGAUAGGCACGGUAGAACUUAUAGAAGAUUCUGAGGAAAUAAGGCUGCAAAUGCUUCAAUUAUUAAAUAGCAUAAUUAUAAAAUACACAAACACAGAACAGCUAAAACCUUUUUUAAAUGAUUCAGUAAUUAUUAUUGCUGAAUGUGUAAAGGACAAAUACCCUUUGAUUAAGGAACUCAGUUGCCAAUCUGUUGUACUGUUAUCUAAGGCUCUUCCGAGAGAAUUUCAUUUGCAAGCAGAAACCUUGUUGGAUCCAGUUUUAACAUGUUUCAGUCAUCGGCAAUAUAAAGUCAGAGUGGAAGCCAUAAAAGCUGUAGGGGAGAUUGUAAUGCAUAGUAGUUAUAAAGGAGUGGAUAAAGCUAUGGUGCCGAUGGCGGAGAAGCUAUUCGACCAAAUUCCAGCUGUAAGGCAAGCAGUGGCACAACAAGCAGCCAGGUGGCUUCUAAAUCACAGAGACAGAUAUUCAUAUUUUCAUAAAAUGCUGCCUUUACUGCUCACCGGAUUAAAUGACGAAGUUAAAACCACAAGAGACGAAGCCAAUCAACUGUGGGAGAGUGUUGGAUUAAAAUAUCAGACGGAGAACGAGAAGGAUCUAAAAGAUAAAAUGGAUUAUCUCUCGGACCCUCCAAAAAAUUACCCAACACACCUUAAACGACCGAAUUUAGGAUGUAGAGUCUUGGUCCAAAGAAACAUAAGCAAACUGGCAACGGCAUUAUCGAACGAAUUGAUGAGUUGGCAGGAUGAUGUUAAAGUGCGCUGCAGUCAACUGUUAUGUACUUUUGCUUUGCACGCUGAAGCAGAUCUAACUUUUAAUCUGCAAAGUUUGUUGCCUGCCAUGUAUUCCGCUGCCAAGGAUGAUAAUAAGGUUGUGGUUCAAAACAUAGUACAGGCCGGCCAGAUUAUUGGAUUGUUUGUCAGUUACAAAACCUGGUCAAAAAUUGUACUGCCGGUUUUAGAAGACGGUCCCCAUGCUGGACAUCUGACAGUUGUGUCAGCUUUAAUUGAAGGAACACCAAAAGGGAACAUUUCAAAUGAGGCUUUAGAAGCGAUAAGCAAAUUGUUGGCUGAGGACUACAUUUGUUGUAGUAGAAAAAGCAAAUUUCAAAUAGAGCUUUUAUCGUGCGUUCGAAGCCUCUCCAAGAAAUUCGAUUCUAAUCCAGAAUCUACCAUUUCGUACAAUCUAUUCAAAAUUGUAACGACACUUAUAUCAUUAAGAAGUUGUGAUAAUUCAGAUAUAAUCACUGAAAAGCUUUAUGAGGAGCUGGCGCACAGUCUCGGCUUUACCGGCAAGGCGGAUUUAAUGAUAAGUUCUGCCAAUAAACUUUUCAAUCAUCUUAAUAAUAAUCCGAAACUUUGGACACCAAUCAGCGAAAAUGCGUGCAUCUUCCUCACAUUGAUGUCGGAGAUUGAUUUGGCUCUGGGAGUAAAUCUGGAUAUCAUUGGAGUUAUUUUAAGUGAAGUGCUCGAUAAUCAAACUGAUGCGGAACUGAGGUUGAAAGUUUUCCAUUCGCUCACUAUAGUUUUUGAGAAAUAUGGUGGCGUUCUUGUCAACGAUGAACAUUUCGUAGGAUUUCUCGAGAAGCUUAUCACUGAUAUUUUCGUUCCGUCUUUGGUUUGGCACCCAGGAUCAACAGCUGAAGCCAUACGAACGAUGUCUGCCACUUGCCUUCGAUACGCUCUAAUGCUAAACGAAAGAAUUGAGUUGUUUUCAUCAACGAAGGUUUUGGAACCUCUUCUGCAAAAACUGUUGCUCCUUCUUUUAUCCCUUAUGGAAGAUGCAUCUUGUACUAGUAGAAAAGUCGCAAUUGAAUGCGUCACGCUUAUAAAAAACAUUUCUGUUAGAAACAAUGUUUGGUGCCUAGACGACUUUAUUAGAAUUUAUCCAGCGAUGCUUCAAAGAUUAGACGAUCCAAUUGAAAAAGUUAGACUUGCUGCCCUUAAAAGUCUUUCGAAAAUAUUUACGGAUGUUCCAUCUAAUUUUCUGGAAGUAACUUACAAAACUCAUCGGGAGCUGAUUGUUGAUACACUGAUGACACAUUUUGAUGAUGACGAUGAGCUCGUGCAGAACCUGGUUCUUGAAACCUUAAAGGUACUGGCCAAAAUAAAUACUUCAGAAAUGUUAAGGAAAAUUGAGAUUUAUCGCCCCUUACUAACUAACCAAGAAGGUUUGAAUCAGAUAGAAUCUUUUACGCAAAGUAUAGUAUGUGAUUCGUAGUUUGUAAAUCAUAUGGAUUUUGUGUCGUAGAUUGGUUCAGCAUUUUUGUAUGUUAAAAUAAAAUUAAUUUAAUAGAAAA